AUGUUUACAACGCAAAAGGACUAUCGCCCCAUAGGAGAUCUUGCAAAGUCUGCCGUGAAGGAAGGAUGCCCCAUCUGCAGUAUCCUCCACCAGGCUAUCUCGGGCUUUCUAGCCUCGAGGCCGUCAGAAAUCCAAGUCCCUGUCUCGACUCAAGACCAAGAUAUUCGAUUUGACUUUGACCGGGAAGAAUCCAAGGUGUAUUUGCUGUGGGACACCGAGCCCAUUAGAGUGAUGUCCGAUGAAGGUGCAGUCGUACACACCAUCCAUAAGCUAGAGCCUGUGAUGGACAUAUUUAUCUCUCCAGAUCAGGCUCAUUUGUCGCGCAUGUUUCGUGUAAGCAAAGACUCGUCUGGGGACAUUGGAUCUGACGCCAGCAUCGCGUUGAUCAAGCAAUGGCUUGAAAAAUGCAACACGCACGAAUCAUGGCUCUGCGGAUCUCACCAGGAUUUUGAAUUUCCUACUCGACUUGUUGACGUUGGCAACACGUCCACCGAUACCGAGUCGGCGGUCAGACUGGUCGAGUCACUCACGGGAACAGGCCGGUAUAUGUGUCUGAGCCACUGUUGGGGUUCGAAAGAAGACGAAAACACCACGCCGUACAAGACUGUCAAAGCCAACAAAGCGACGCAUCUUCAGUGUAUUCCUCAUGACAAGUUGUCCAAGACAUUUCAGCACGCCAUAGACAUCACUCGAAGGCUUGGUGUGAGAUAUCUUUGGAUCGACUCUUUGUGUAUCGUUCAAGAUGACCCUUUGGAUUGGCAGAGGGAAGCUGCACAGAUGGCUUCCAUAUUCAACCAUUCAUAUCUCACACUGGCGGCCACAUCGGCUUCAGAUGGGACAAAAGGUAUCUUCUCCUCGACGUCGAGCGAUUACAAGAGCCGCCGUAUCGAGUGUUCCCUGCCUGCAGCUCGUGACUCCUGGAUGAGAAUACCCUUAUGGCAACAGACCAAGUACGUGGUUCAUGUUCGUCAUGCUAUCCAACACCAUUUCCUUGAGACUGUGCAAGAAGAAUCGUCGUCCUGGAUGUUCCUCGGUGGGAAGUCUCGUAAGGAGUCUAGGCUCCCCCUCGUUCAACGGGCCUGGGUGUACCAGGAGCGCCUCCUCUCAGCACGCUUGCUACACGUUUUCCCGAAUGAACUGGCGUGGGAAUGCCGCUGUAGCCAAUGGUGCGAGUGUGGUCGCUUGCACCCUUCACGGGGCAUCGUGCAGAUGCGCGAUAACGUAUACUGGACAAAAUACUUGCUGGAAUGUGUGCGGCGAGGUGAAGAGCCAGAAACUACUCACCCGUGGUUCACCAAGACCGACCUGGUCUACGACAUGUGGCAGUCGACGGUUUCAAAUUACAGUCAUCUGAAAUUGACGUACCCCUCCGAUAUCUUCCCGGCUCUGGGUGGUGUGGCGCGGCAAUUUGGGAAGUUGACAAACAGCAGAUACCUCGCCGGUUUAUGGCAGGAUAACCUGGCGACUGACCUGCUUUGGAUCUAUGAGGAAGGCUGGCGUGAGCCUGGUGCUCUCAACGGCCGUGUACCCUCGACAUCGUCGGAAUGCCGUGCCCCAUCGUGGAGUUGGGCUUCACUCAACGUGCCUGUUGCGUGGAAGUACCAGACAAGCAUGCAACGCCACAAGGUGGUCUACCUUCACUCGAUCAUGGAGUUUGUCGAAGCGGACGUUGACCACGUCUAUGACCCGUUCGGCGAAAUAAGAGGCGGUGACCUCACGAUCAGGUCGUAUGCUCUUUACGGCGUCUUGCAGAAGGCUCCGAAAAGUCGACACAAUCGCGAAAGAGCCGAGGGACCCAAGUUUGACGUCGGCUUGUCUCCAGAAGAGGGGCCCAAGAGGAGCAGACCAAAAGAUGUCUUUCCCUCCGACGUCGUCUACAACGACUGGGAUUAUUCGGUCGCAGACAGUGGGCUUCACAUAGAAGAGGGCACCCAAGUACUUUGCCUCGCGAUAUCGGCUGUUUCUCAAGGAGACUAUCGCCGUGGAUAUCACGCCGUCACUUGUCUGGUGCUUCGUCCGGUGGCGGUUAAACAUAACCGUCAGUUGUAUGAACGCAUCGGCGUGGUGUCCUUCGAGGACAUAAGGUUGUGGAAUCGGCUCACAGGACCUGAUGACGAAUACAUUAAUAGCGAGUACGGCAAGAUCGAAGAGCACGACACGCCUGAGAAAGUAACGGUAAUCAUUGUUUGA
Molecule: messenger RNA, 2190 nt
Organism: Exophiala spinifera
Lineage: Eukaryota; Fungi; Ascomycota; Eurotiomycetes; Chaetothyriales; Herpotrichiellaceae
Exons: 3
Coding region: 1-2190 (729 amino acids)
Source: RefSeq, a predicted model, not a curated record